UUCUAGCUCAUUGUGUUUCAAUGGUUUACACAGAAGAUAAGCCAGCCAGAUUUCCAUCCCAUGAUGCUGAUAGUUUGAAGCAAGGAGAGUGGAUCUGCCUAUGAUUGGCUUCACAGUCUUCAAAAAAAUCAAGCCAUACUAGAUUUGUGGGUGUUACAGGAAAUAUCUGCUCAGUGCAAGUUAAGGCAGCCUGUCAGACCAUUGUGUAUUCUCUUUUUUUUAGUAAUUCCAACAAGUCUUGAUGAUGGCUGAAUCUCUGUUGUGUUUUCCAUGUUGUAUAGGAGGGCAACCUCAGCCAAAAAGAAGAACACGUCCUCGUAUUGACCCCAGCAUGAUAGGUUUACCAACAAAUUUCAGGCACACUGCCCAUGUGGGAAGUGGGGAUGUGAGGGGCUCUCCAAAUCUUCAUUCCGUUCAAAGCCAAAUGUCUUCUAAAGGUGACUACAACCACCACAUCGCACCUGGCCACCUUCAGUUGUCAGUGAUAGAUCUGCCACCUAGGACACCAACAUAGAUUGCUCCAUGAUUCAGAUGAUCUCAACAAUUUCUGUUCAACAGUUUUUAAGUGCUCAUUGUGAAUUCUUUUCAUUUCUUGGACCUCUGUAAGUGUGAUGACUUGAAGCUGGGAGAACUUGCAUAAUUGAAUGUGGAUAUACAUCUCAUGGAUUUACAUUGGACUUGUGUAUGGAUCCAAGGAUUAGCAUUGGCUCAAUGGAUUCAUUUCUUGUGGAUUCAUGGGUUUAACGAUCACUCAAUGUCUCAGGACUGCCCGGUCUGGUUUCUUGUGGAAUCUUCAGAGAAUGGAGUUAAAAAGUUGGAUUAUUGCCAUUCUCAUCGUUGGUCUUCUCACGCCUGUUUGCUAUGUUGUGUAUUGCACCAGUGAAUUAUUUUUUCAAUGCUUUACAACUUGUUUUAUGACUAAAGAUAUGUGUGUGUGAAAUGGGAGAGGUGUAUGUUCUUCAUAACUUGUUGUGUGUGUGUGUGUAUAGUGUGAGGUUUAAGUUCUUUAUAUCUUGUUUUAUGACAAUGGAAUGUGUGUAUUGUACGGGGAAGAGCUGUAUGUUCUUGUGUUUGAUUACUAGAAUGUACAUGGAGAUUGUGAGGGUGGCUGUGUAUGAUUCUGUAGUUUGAUCGCUAAUGAGUUCUUUGAUGCCAGUUUUUAUGACAGGCCACUAAGUGUGGAAAUUAUUGUACAUUACUACUGAGAUUACUUUUACAUCUUUAUUGCCAGUUUAGCAGACACAUUUUUUUCUGAGAGAAUUGUUAAUUGUAUCUUUUUUUUUUACUCCAGAAAAUUAAAAUAAAUUUAUUGUAAAUUAAAUUUGAACUAUUUCAACUUGCUUCUAAUGAAAACUUUUUUUUUCUCUUUAAUUUUAAAUUGUAUUCCUCUAUUUCUUGUGAACUAGUUUUCAUUUAGAUUUAAAUUGGGCCUAAAUUUAUUUUCUGAUAGUUUGACCUAUGUCCAGGAAGGUUUUUUUGUAUCUGAUUCUGAUAUUUUAUCUUUCUAUUUCCCAGUUGCUGUUGGCUAAUUGUUUGAUCUGUGGGCAAUCUUUACCAAUAGGAACUAUAAAAGGCAUUGUACUAAUAAGGCAUGGUGAAUUUUUCCUUUCUCUUCCCCCAUCCAGACUUCUGGGAAUACACUUCCUGGUUCAGCUAAAAAUAGCUUUUCUGCUGUGUUAGUGGUUAUUGACUGAGAAAACACAAGUCAGCAAUACAUUCAGCACUUUUUUGUUAUCAAGUAUUACAGCACUUCAUUGGUUCAUCUGUGUGCUUUGCUAGGUUUUUACCGCUUUGCUGGCUUUUUUUUUAAUCUUCAAGAUCUGGUUCACUAUUAUCCACUUGUUCUUGGUUCUCUAAAAUUUGUCAAUGAAUUGUUUCCUAAACUCGAUAAGUCC
Physella acuta is the source of this 1895-nucleotide messenger RNA. RefSeq names its product CDC42 small effector protein 2. The record is from RefSeq and is a predicted model, not a curated record. Gene Ontology annotation, molecular function: small GTPase binding. NCBI's taxonomy places the organism in Eukaryota, Metazoa, Mollusca, Gastropoda, Physidae. Gene Ontology annotation, cellular component: plasma membrane. Gene Ontology annotation, biological process: regulation of Rho protein signal transduction.